Messenger RNA from Apis laboriosa (Himalayan honeybee), 11120 nucleotides. RefSeq names its product teneurin-a (gene Ten-a). The transcript has 17 exons. The record is from RefSeq and is a predicted model, not a curated record. Lineage: Eukaryota; Metazoa; Arthropoda; Insecta; Hymenoptera; Apidae. Gene Ontology annotation, biological process: motor neuron axon guidance. The coding region runs from base 1706 to 9592 and encodes 2628 amino acids.
GCUCUCUCUCUCGAACGACGAGAUCGUUUCUCACUGAACGCAAUAAAGAGGGGAGUCUACGAGCACGAUACAACGUUGGUGGUGCAGUAACCUCUCGUUGUACGCUAUAUCACCUCGGUAUCUACGCUCGAGAAGACGACGAACUAAGCCGAAAGCAGACGGCAGGAUCACACGAUUGGAUUUAAACACGCUUCGGCACGAUCGUUAUUGGAGUUUCGUUUUUCGUGAAGUGCCUCGAAGUUUUUUUCUUCUUUCUUUGAUUCGAUUUUUUCAUUAAUUUCGCGAACGGAUCGAAAUAAUUGUUGCCAUUUAAAAGCGAUUCGAAAAAAGGAGUAGUGAGGCUAGAUGAGAGAAAUUGUUGAGUAACUGGUUGGUCUUCGGCGACACGGUCUCUUCACUUGCACCCCUGGGACCUUCAGGGCACGCUGCUCACGCUCCACCGGCACGGAUUUGCGUGCAGUUCUCAACCCCCUGACCCAAUUAGCUCGUCCGUGUCGAGAGUAUCCGUGACGUAUGUUGGCUGCUCGUUCUUGGAAGAGAAUUGCUUCUGUCAUCGGGAUCGUUUGUCUAGUGAUGUGCCAUUGAGGAAACGCUCUACUUCUGGCUUAUACUUCUUAUUACAAAAAAGGAAUAACACGAUACGAUCUAAAGUUUCGGAAUUGGUGAAGAAAAAAGUGUUCAAGUGUUAAAUUAUCGAGUUUUUCCAGUGCUUCGAAAGUGUUCGCAGUGAAAAAGGGAUACGCGUCGAAUCCUGAAUCGUCCAAUUCUGAAACAUCGAUCAAUCCUUCGCAAAAGUGAUCAACAAAAAUACCUCAAGGAACUUUCACCAUCCAUCGACAGCCGUCUGAACAACGUAUACCUGCCUCUUAUUCAAAAGUGUCCUUUGCAACGAAGAAAUAAUCGUCCGCUGUUCAACGGCGGACUAGUGACUGGGACCAUCCACUUAAUCCCCCUUUCGCGUAGCAUCGCGCGGGAGUUGAACUUUCUCGCUGGCGUUGACAGAUCGAUAACAAAGUUUGCGUACACGUUAGCCGGGUCCAUAGCCGACGGCUAAUCACGGGAACGAAUUCAACCAUUGUGGAAUGCGUCUGUUUUAACGAACCACCCUCAAAACAACGAUCGAAUCGGCGUGGUAUAAACGGCGGCCAUUCCAGCGGACAGAAGCAGCGUGACAUGCUGACAUCCUGAAGGGUAAAAGAAUACGCUGCCUCGCUCGUGGAAGGACCUGUAUGCGGACCGCGGUGCGUCCGCCGGAAAUCUGACGGGCCGUCGUUACUCUAACCGCCGAGGCAGCUUGUCGUUGUCCCUCUCGAGCAAGAAACGCCAGUAUCUGGUGAAGUACAAGCGGAAACAGGAGGACAGGCGCGUAUCAGAGGGCAAGGAGGAGCAACGGGGCUCCCCGUGGCCCGUACUCAUCGACAAUCGUCGCAACAAGGGUGCAACGGUGAAGGGUAACGGUGGAUUCGGCGACUAUUCCGCGGCGGGGGAGUUCGAGGUCUGGGGAGACGAGCAGCACACCGCGGAUGGUGUAGAGAGGCAGGUGGCGAGGCCGCCUUCGCGGCAGCAACGAUGCGAAGGCGGUUCGUCGCUGAGGCCGUUGCUUCACGUCGCUCAUUGUGAGCUCCACUCACCCCGCGAACCGGAGCUGCUGCGACUCGACCAUCUGGAGGCUCUCGAGCACAAGUCCGACCGUGACUCGUACUCGAUGAUGGAGAACUUUCACAGCCCCGUUCCGCCACCGCUGCCGCGACGUCACGUCCGGCUUCCUCCGCCGCAGCAGCAGGUGACAGUCGGCUCUCUGGGUGGUGGUUUGGGGGCAGCCGCUGGAAAUGGUGGUACAGGGACGGUGGGCGCCCAAGGUCAAGCCAUGGUAAUGCCAGGAUUUCCACUUCGCGCUGCAGCGGUGCCGCAUUAUUCACCGUAUUCGCCGUCACGUUUUCACAUCGACAAACGGUGCCAGCACAGAUGCUCCUGGAAGUGUUUCUCGAUUGCACUGAUCCUCCUCGCUGUUGCGCUCACAGCGAUGCUGGCUUACUUCGCCACAGUGAGCUCGAUGCGGCCGAUAGACAGCACGAAAUGCGUGGUGGUCCAAGACGUGAAGGCUGUCACUCAUGAGAACGCGCACGUUCACGACCCGAUAUCAACGCAAAUACCCACCGAAGAGUCGUUACCGACAAGCACUGCGGAGCACUCGAGUGCGUCGGACAGCGCUGGGGACCAACAGAGCGAUCCUCAGAUUCAGCAAUCAGCCCAGCAAUGGCCGGCGGUGCUCGAGCUCCAGGCGUACAACGUGGCUCACUCGGCCAUGAUCCCGCCUUACCAUUUCUGGAACACUGAGUUCCGGAACAAGCAGCCUGCCUUCAUCCGACUGAAUCUUACUCUGCCCUGGGGCGCGAACUUUGCCGUCUACGGAAGGCGAAAUGUCGCGCCAAGUGUCACGCAGUAUGAUUUUGUGGAAUUUGUGAAAGGUGGUAGAGUGGAUCAUAGAUUGAAAAGAGAUACCAGUUCGGAGGCGGUCAGUUUCAUGAAAACGGCGGCGACAGAGGCUCGAUCUGGUGACAGUCGCUCGUACCAACAUGUGCUGAUCAAGAGAACGAUCGUGGAACCGAUGAUGGUGAACGUUAGCUUGCUUCAGUAUCUGGAUACUGGACGUUGGUUCCUUUCGGUGUAUAACGAUGAGUUGCAGCCAUACAAGGUCACCCUGGUCGUGACCGAAGCCGAGGGUGUAUCGACAACCUGCCCGAACGACUGUUCUGGAAGAGGAUCCUGUUAUCUUGGAAAAUGCGACUGUAUCGAUGGGUAUCAGGGAGCCGAUUGCAGUAAAAGCGUGUGCCCGGUACUGUGCUCGUCUCACGGACAAUAUGGUGGCGGUAUGUGCCAUUGCGAAGACGGCUGGAAAGGUGCCGAAUGUGAUAUACCAUUAGGAGACUGCCAAGUUCCUGAUUGCAAUCAACACGGACAGUGUGUUAGAGGGUCUUGUGUAUGUAAUCCUGGGUGGAAAGGCGGUUUCUGCGACGAACCUGAUUGUCCUGAUCCGAACUGCAGUGGCCACGGCGCAUGCGUUGCCGGUAAAUGCUAUUGCAAAGCAGGCUGGCAGGGUGAAAGGUGCAACCAGGUCGAUCAGCAGGUGUACCAAUGCCUACCCCGUUGCUCUGACCACGGCACGUACGAUCUCGAAUCCGGAAGCUGCGUCUGCGAGGGACACUGGACCGGUGUCGAUUGUUCACAACCAAGCUGUGGCCUCGAUUGCGGGCCGCAUGGAACCUGCGAACAGGGUCUUUGCAAGUGCAACGAUGAUUGGACUGGCACGAAAUGUGAUCAGAAACCGUGCGAUCCACGAUGCGCGGAACACGGCCAGUGCAAGAAUGGAACUUGCGUGUGCAGUCAAGGAUGGAACGGACGACAUUGCACGCUGCCUGGAUGCGAGAAUGGAUGCAGCCGGCACGGACUGUGCACUCUGCAAGAUGGCGAAUACAGUUGCGAGUGUUCAACCGGUUGGGCAGGCAGGGAUUGUAGCAUACGACUGGAAAUGGAAUGUAAUGACUUUAUUGAUAAUGAUCAGGAUGGCAUGAUGGACUGUUCUGACAGCGAGUGUUGCUCGCACGCAGCUUGCGCAGAGCAUAUCAUGUGCCUUACUAGUAAUAAUCCCGUGGACGUCCUUCUGCGUAAACAACCGCCCAGCGUGACCGCGUCAUUUUACCAGCGUGUGAAAUUCCUCGUUGAGGAGAACAGCGUACAAAGCUACGCUCAUAUGAACGAGUACACCGAAAGUCGAGUUGCGGUGAUGCGAGGCCAAGUUGUAACCGAACAAGGAAUUGGAAUAGUAGGCAUCAGGGUAUCCGUGGACAGAGACCCCCGCUUUGGAUUCACAUUAACUAGAGCUGAUGGAUGGUUCGAUGUGUUAGUGAACGGUGGUGGUGCGGUAACGCUUCAAUUUCAACGUAGCCCCUUUAAACCCCUCACGAGGACGGUGUUCGUGCCAUGGAAUCAAAUAGUGGUCCUGCCACCUGUAGUGAUGACUCUCAACGAGGAAGACGAAUCUCCUAAAUCCAACCAACCACCCAGUCCAGCUGUUGGCUUCCCAGGGAUAUCGAUGGGACUCUUUAGCGAGCACGGUCCAUGCUUGGAGCAUGAUCACGAAUUAUUGAGGCCAAUCAUCGUCAGUACUUGGAUGCCAGAGAAGGUGGGAGGUCUUCCGGGCAAAAGUUUGGUAUUCGCUGAAAGUCAGAUCGUCCAAGAAAGCAUUGCCAUUCCAGGCUCGAAUUUGCAUUUGAUGUAUCAAAGCAGCCAGGCGGCCGGCUAUUUAUCGACUGUUAGAAUGCAAUUGACUGGACCGUUCAUCCCAAAGUCACUGACACACGUGCACGUGCACGUUGAAAUUGAGGGGUCAUUGCACGCGAAGACCUAUGAAGCAGACCCAAAUUUGACGCACACGUUUGCUUGGAACAAGAGGAACGUUUACAAACAGAAGGUGUACGGUGUGGCACAGGCAAGGAUCUCAAUAGGCUAUCAACACUCCACUUGUCCAGCGGUGAUUUGGGAAACGCAGACAGCCAUGUUGCAAGGUUUCGACGUCGAUAUUUCGGAUAUUGGAGGCUGGGGAUUGGACAUUCACCAUCACUACAACUUUCACGAAGGAAUACUUCAGAAAGGAGAUGGUACCACUUUGCAUUUCAAACAGUAUCCUCGCACGGUAAAAGUGGUGAUGGGCACUGGACUGCAAAGAAGCUUGGUGUGUCAAGAUUGCGAUGGUUUGGCUAAAGAUGUUAGGUUAUUAACACCAGUGGCGCUCACUAGUGGCCCAGAUGGAAGCAUCUAUGUUGGCGAUUUCAAUCUGGUACGCAGGAUUACACCUGAAGGGGAAGUAUACACUGUUUUGACACUAAGUGCAACUCAAGUGGCUUAUGCUUAUUAUCUCUGCGUUUCCCCUGCGGAUGGCCAUUUAUACAUCAGUGAUCCUGAAAAACAUCAAAUAUUGAGAGCUUUAUCUCUAAAAGAUGUGGAACAUCCCAGUAUCAACAUCGAGCCUAUAGUUGGAAGUGGAGAAAGAUGUAUUCCUGGUGACGAAAGUCAUUGUGGCGAUGAAGGACCAGCUAUUCGCGCCAAAUUGGCUCAUCCGAAAGGAAUCGCCAUUGCCGCCGAUAAGACUAUGUACAUCGCCGAUGGAAGAAAUAUACGCGCCGUAGAUCCUCAUGGAAUUAUUCACACAUUAGUUGGACACCACGGACACCACAAUCACUGGUCCCCAGCUCCAUGCGUUGGUGCUAUACCUGCUCAUCAAGCCCAAUUACAAUGGCCAACUGGAUUGACCUUAAGCCCUCUGGAUGGAUCUCUUCAUUUCAUCGAUGACAGGCUGGUUUUGAAACUUACAAGCGACUUAAAAGUUCGCGUAGUAGCUGGAACGCCGCUCCAUUGCACUAGUAACACCAAUAGCAAUGGAAACAGCAACGACAGUGAUCUAAAAAAAGUAAAUUCGACGACAACCACGAGUCCAAAGAAGUCUGAUGAAGUACUUGGUUCUGUACUUGCCGUUAGUUUCAGUCCAACUGGUGAACUCUACAUAGCAGAAAGCGAUUCACACAGAGUGAAUUCUAUCAAAAUUGUAGAUAGUUCUGGGAAAAUGUCUCAUUUUGCUGGACAGCAACAAGAAAGAUUGCGUGGUCAGUGUGAAUGUAAUAAUACUACUCCAAGCAGUAAAGAUCUGGAAAGUUGCGCAUGCACCGAUGACACCAGUAGUACAGAAACUUUGUUGUCAUCGAAUGCUAAAUUCACAGCCAUUUCUGCUCUGGCUGUGUCACCAGAUGGCGUCCUUCACGUGGCUGAUCAAGGUAGCCUGCACAUUUUAGCUCUGCAACCCUAUCUUCCAAAUCAUGACGAAAGUGGGGAAUUUCAUAUUCCUUUCCCACCAUCGAACGAGGUAUACGUAUUCAAUCGUUACGGUCAACACAUCUCCACGAAGGAUUUAACAUCUGGCAAGACUCGUUAUUCGUUCUUGUAUAGCAAAAACACAAGUUUUGGAAAAUUAUCUACCGUGACGGAUAGUGCCGGAAAUAAGAUUCAAUUCUUAAGGGAUUACAGCAGUGUGGUCAGUUCUAUAGAGAAUACACAAGAUCAUAAAUCUGAAUUAAAGAUUUCUGCAGUUGGCUUCUUGGAAAAACUCUCUGAACGAGGAAGAGCUGAAAUUGCACUUGCCUAUGAUGGUUCAACUGGAUUACUGACAAGCAGAUCAGGGGGUGGUGAAACGUACAUCUACAAUUAUGAUAACUUGGGUCGUGUUACUGAUGUCAUUCUACCUACUGGUGAAAAAUUGAAGCUAUUCUCUGAUCUAUCCGACGACGAAGGUCUAUUGGUCAAAGUGUCAGCCCCUCUUCAAGCUUUGUCAAAGGGAGACAAGCAGAGGAUCGUAGAAUUUAAAAUGAAAAAUGAGAGAUCAAAGAUGUUAACGAUUAUUGAUGGCACCAAAAUCAAGAAAGCGAUCGCUUUCACUAAUAGCAGUUUAGAGGUUCUCCUUCCCGGUGGUGGUAGAGUGCUAAGUGCAGCUACUACAAAACAUCCUCUUCUGGAGGCUGCAUUACCAGUCGAGGCUGAAAUGUUGCCAAUGUGGAGUUAUCAGUUGAUGUCUCUUGGUGAAUUAACCAACACUAUGACAACCACGUACAACCUAGUCGGCGAUGUUAGCCACUUUCAACAGACAUUAAACAGAGAGAUUUGGGUGAACGAUACACGGGUUAUUGGGGUAGAAUUCGAACAAGCUUUCAGGCGAGAAACUUUCUACGAUAGAGCGAGAAAUCCACUGCUUACUGUUACCUUCGAUCCUGCUGGCUUACCCCUGACUUGGCAACCGCAUGAACAAGGUUACAAUCUCACAAUCACGUAUGAUAGAUUCAAUCGAAUAGAAAGUUGGAAGUGGGGUCCAUCCGAUGAAUCUUAUGGAUACGAUCGCCAUGGACAAUUAUCAGAGGUCACUAGUAGUCAGGAUGGAACUAAACGAUAUACCUAUAAUGAUUUCAAUGUGUUAUCCAACAUUACUCUGGCCAGUGACAGACAUUUCACUUUACAAUAUGAUGAUGAUGGUGGACUACGUCACAUUAUCCUCCCAUCAGGAACUAAACACUCGUUCUCGUGUCAAACUUCUCUAGGUUUUCUCAGAGUGACCUACACUCCACCGGGCAGCAGCAGAGCCUACCUCCAACACUACAGUCACGACGGAAACUUGUUACAAACUGUGUUCCCUGGUGAUGGAGCUCGUAUCGUGUAUAGGUACCACACUUCAGGACAACUUGCUGAAGUCGUUCACGGUGAUGGAAAGAGUGAAAUUAGAUAUACUGAAAGCGGUUUGCCUUCGGAAGUGAUUCAUUCUGAAAAGGACGUAGAGUACAAAUGGGAUUAUCAAUAUAGCGCCGGUCUGUUGGUGGAAGAACGCAUAGAUUUCGGUGCAAAGACUGGACUUAGCAAUGCAAAGUUUACGUUCGACUAUGAUUCAAACUUCAGAUUGGUGAAUGUUCAAGGUAGAAUCGGUGGUCAAACUCUUCCAACUCACACUAUAGCAUACAGUCCCAAAACAGGUAUGCUGGAACAAAUUGGACAAUUCAAAGUAACUAGACCUCAGCCCAACGAGACCACCGUGUUCGAUGGAACUGCAUUGUUUUCGAGAAUUACGGAUGACAGAUUUUUAGAGACACAAGUGACAUUGACGAUUCAUCAAUUAGAGGUUUUCAGAAUGGAAUUUACACAUGAUACUCGUGGUCGUAUUAAUCAGACUAGGACUUAUACUCGCAACGUGGCUGUCAAUACUUAUACCAACGUGAAAAAUUACACGUGGGAUUGUGACGGCCAAUUGACUGGGGUCGAAGCUCAAGAGCCAUGGGGAUUUAAAUACGAUGCUAAUGGGAACAUGUUGUCAUUGACGUAUCGUGGAAACACUAUACCUAUGGAAUACAACAGUAUGGAUAGGAUUGUGAAAUUCGGUGAAGGAUUGUAUAAAUAUGACAACAGAGGUUUGGUGGUGCAAAAUGCUAGGGAAGAAAGAUUUAACUAUAAUGCUAAAGGACUUUUGGUUCGCGCGACCAAACGUGGACGCUUUGAUGUUCGUUAUUAUUACGAUCAUCUGGAUCGUUUGGCUACAAGAAAGGAUAAUUAUGGAAACGUCACUCAAUUCUUUUAUAACAACCAAAAACGUCCUCAUGAAGUAAGUCAAAUUUAUAGUCCAAGGGAUGGAAAAUUAAUGUCGUUAGUGUACGACGAUAGAGGACAUUUGAUUUAUGCUCAAGUUUAUCGGCACAAAUAUUAUAUAGCCACUGAUCAGUGUGGAACCCCAAUCAUGAUUUUCAGCCAGUAUGGCGAAGGUAUAAGAGAAAUUAUGAGAUCACCUUAUGGGCAUAUUGUUUACGACUCGAAUCCUUAUUUAUAUCUGCCUGUUGAUUUUUGCGGAGGAUUGCUAGAUCAGGUAACGUCAUUAGUGCAUAUGCCAAACGGUAAAGUUUAUGAUCCACUGAUAGGUCAAUGGAUGUCUCCCUUGUGGGAAAAUGUUCUUGAUAGAGUAGACACACCAACACAUCUACAUUUAUAUAGAUUCAAUGGGAAUGAUCCUAUUGAUGUUAGGCACACGGAUCGACCAAAUCAACCAACUGAUCACAUAUCAUGGAUGUCGCUUCUUGGAUACGAUUUGAAGACACUCGCACCUCAACUUUUCCCCGACGAACUGCCAGAUAGCCUCGUCCCUCCAGCUUUGGGUCCAGGCACUUCCAUAUUUGGAAAGAAGAAAAGAACCAGGAACCUCGGUGUUCAAUCGGGAUUUCUAGCCUAUAUCGCACAAAGGCAUUCCGGAGAUGCCGUCAGUUUAUCAGCACCGCCUCGUUCAGCCCUUAAAAAGGACACCAGCGACUUGAUACCCAGCCGUUUGGGUGCAGCCUCGGAUCCUCCAUUUGGAAAAGGAAUUUUAGUAUCGAGGACUGCAGAUGGCCAAGCAGUAGUGUCCAGCGUGCCAACCGCGAACGCCAUCUAUGGCGAUGUGUUCACAUCGGUAUUUAACCGUUCGUACUUUCUACCUUUCACGUUUGUGGUGCACAGUGCGCAACAGGACGCAUUUUAUUUCGUGAAGGAAGAAACGUGGCGAGCUAGUGAAGAUCGUGGUCAGUUGAAACGUUUAGGUGGCCAAGUCAAUACAACAUUUCACGAAAACGAAAACGGAAGUGGAAGUAGUUCAUUGAUAGACGUGAAGAUCCACGGCUCCAGUUAUAUUGUGAAUUUGCGUUACGGCACGACUGCCGAGAAAGAGAAACAAAGACUGCUCCAUCACGCCAAGGCGACCGCUAUUCGCAAAGCCUGGCACAGGGAACGUGAGGCGCUAAAAGCCAACACGCCAACGGCUAUCGAAUGGAUGGUGGCCGAGCAAGACGAGAUUCUGAAAUCUGGAUCCGCGUCGAAUUACGAGGGUGAAUACAUCCACGAUGCACAGUUGUAUCCAGAACUCGCGGAAGACCCGUAUAACAUCCGAUUUACAAAGAAGGCUGUGGAUCCGUCUAGCAAAAAACGGCGUAGGAGGAGAGGUGCCCCAACUUGUAAACUUUGGUGGUUGGACAAAAUCUGCUAAUCUCAUUAGGUUACCGUUCUAAACCAGGGAGUCCUCCUCUCCUGAUACAUUCUGUUCUGCCGGGAGAAUUGUCCAAUCGUUGAAGGAAUUUCCAAACGAACGACUGAACGAAUAAGAAGAGGUUGGAAAAAAAAAAAAAAAAGAAAGAAAGAAAUAAGAUUGAGCCGCAGCAAGUCGGCAGUCCUUCGUAUGGAACACUACCGAACACUAUCAAAACAAAAAAAAAAAAAAAAAAAAGUUUUAUACCAAAGUCUAUUUGUGUAUUUCGAAGAUGCCAAAAACAUUUAACGUUAUAUCGAUUAUAUUGUAUCGCGAUUUAGGGUGUAGUGUGUAAGCAUCUCGGAGAAAAUUUUUGCCUCCGCGCACGACCGUAUUGCCAUAACUCGCGACUCUUGCGGACUGAUAGUAUAUUAUCAUCGUCGGCCAUAUUAGGGAAAUUCGUUAUUAAUUCGUUAGGAAGCCUUUCUUCGUUCUUGCAACAGUUACGGAAAACGACGGAAGAGGUCGUGACCAUUUCAUUGUUUCCUUCUUCGCGAGAUAAGAAAGACUUCCUUAACGAAGACGAUCGUGGAAUCGCGAAAAUUAUGUGCGUUCACUAUCGUUAACUCGCAACGAAUCACUACGUCAUUGUGAUGAGAGAAAAAUGAAGGCAGAAAGCAGGCCAUUCGUCGUUCGAGCGAAUCGAGUGAGAGAAACUAGUCAAUAUAUAGCUUUACAUUGACAUAUAAACUUUUUCCAAUAAGAUAAGCAUACGAAGCGCGAUCGUCGAUUUAUCAUGCGAAGAAAUAAACUUUGUGUAUCCAUUCUAUCUGUCUACACACGCGAUACCUUAGUUGUACUUAGGUAAUGAAAAAAAAAAAAAAUAAAAUAAAAUAAAAAAAAUUAAUGAAAAAGACGAUUCUGUCGAGAUAAGAUACAUACGAUGAACAUAACCUAUGUACGGAUCGCAAAAUAAAAGUGGAAGGAACAUGCGCACGUGUAUCUCGACAAUGAAUGGCCCUGUAAAUGCUGAGGAAAAUCAAGUAAAAGAAGUCCGUCGCUAUGCAUAACGAUUGAUCAGCGUCCAAAGUGUCGAUGAAACAUUGCAAGAACGCGAGAUAAUGGCGAAGUAAGUGGUUCGAUCGAGACAGGUGAUUAACGUAGCACGUUUCGAAUCGAUAUUCCGAAUUUAGAUGGUCGAUGGGGCAAAAAAAAAGAAAAAGGAGAAAAUGGCGGUGUGUUUAAGGUGUAUUAUAAAAGUGGUGCUUUUCCAUGCAAAGAAAGAAAUUAUCGGUGCAACAAUUCGACAAUGAGCGUGACUAAUUAAAAGAAUGUCGAUGUACACGACACACAAUUCACACACACGUACACUGCAUAGCGUGGCUAAGGUAUUUUUAACGAUGGAUGUAUCCUACCCACUUCCCCUACUUAGCGCUAGCGACCAUUUCCUCGAGAAUUGAUGUCGCGUCGCGUAUGAUUUGUUGUUCAAAAGGGAGGGAGAGAGAGAGAGAGAGAGAGAGAGAGAGAGAGAGAGAGAGAGAGAGAGAGA